Molecule: messenger RNA, 1425 nt
Organism: Ananas comosus (pineapple)
Lineage: Eukaryota; Viridiplantae; Streptophyta; Magnoliopsida; Poales; Bromeliaceae
Product: 19.0 kDa class II heat shock protein-like
Exons: 1
Coding region: 275-772 (165 amino acids)
Biological process (GO): protein folding; response to hydrogen peroxide; response to heat
Source: RefSeq, a predicted model, not a curated record
ACCAUACUAUUAAGUAAAUAUUGAAAAACUAAGCUAUCCAUGAGCCAAAAAAAAAAAAACUAUGAAGGACCAUUAAGUAAAUAUUGAGAAGUUGAGGGGGUCAUGGGUCCUUGGGCCUCUACUGAGAAGUUGAGGGGGUCAUGGCCACCUUGGGCCUCGACAUAGCUCCGUCCUGGCAACACGCCACGUGUCCUGCAUCCGAGUACCACGUGGCAACACCUAAACUCAGCGCCACCCUUCUAUAAGAAACAGCAGAGACUACGUAAGGCGGUGGAUGCUGCACAACACUACCUCUUCUAAAGAAGCUGCUAUUGUUAUUGGUUAUUACGCGAAGAAAACGAAGAGAAGAGACGGACAUUGUGGUGGGCGUCGACGACCACCCCUUGCUCUCGGCGCUGCAGCAGGCGACGUCGGACGCUCCCAACGCUCCCGCGCAGGCGAAGAAGGCGGCGGUGGUGAAUGCGCCGACGGACGUGCUCGAGCUCCCCAAUGGCAGCUCGUGAUCGCCGUUGACGUGCCCGGGGCGAGCCGCGAGGACGUCACAGUCCGCCUGGAGGACGGCAAGCUGCUGGUGAUAUCCGGGGAGCAGAGGCGGGCGGCGGACGACGAGGGGGUGAAGUAUUUGAGGACGGAGAGAAGGGUGGGAAAGUUCGUGCGCAACUUCCCGCCGGAGACGGCGAACCUCGAUAGCGUAUCCGCGGUGUAUAAGGAGCGGAUGCCGCCGGCACCGGAGCCGAAGAAGCGCAAGACAUUUGAGGUUAAGGCUGGGUGAGGAGAAGAGAAAGGGAUGCAUAUACACGUACGAAUGGUUAACUUCAUGUAUAUAUCUGCAUGGUUUUGUUAGUGUUUGAUGUGGAUGGAUCACUUAUAAGAGGGUGUUUUUUUUUUUUUUUUUUUGGUUUUUUCCUCUCCUUGUUGCUACAAGAAGAGAAUGUAAAUCUGCAGCUCGCGGGGUAGAGGGGGAAAUAUAAGAGUUGCACUAGUAAAUGCUUUUUGUUAGAAGAAGAUGUUGAAAUAAUAAGUAAAUGUUUCGUUAUGUGGACCACGAUAUUAGGCACUAAAAAAGUUCACACAAUUAAUUUCCUGCUCGUACCGGGUUGAGAGUUUGGGCCGGAUAACUAUAAAGUGAUUGUUUUCUUUUUGGGGUGGUAUGAAGUGAUUUGGGCUCACUAAUGGGCCGAAAUUCCACUUCUCCUAGGAGGAUUCGAAGAGAACGAUCUCGGAACUUCUAGAAACAAACCGAACCUUCCAUCGCGUUCUCGAUCCUACUCCACACCCCCAGACGAAGCUAAAGGUAAUUCCAUCCAUCACCUUCUUCCUCUCUCCCCUCGCACUUUAAAUUCUCCCGAACCCCCCCAUCCCUCUCCCCUCAGAUCGACGAGAGGAGAGAAAACCUGCAUCGGGCCUUCGAUUCGACAAGGAAAA